GGAAGCGGCGCAGCACCAUGUCCGCCUUCGCUCUGGAGGAAACGCUGGAGGCCGACUGGGUGGCCGUCAGGCCGCACGCCUUCCAGGAGCGGGAGAAGCACAAAUUCGCCUUCAUUGUGGCCUGGAACGAGAUCGAGGGCAAGUUCGCCAUCACCUGCCACAACCGCACGGCGCAGCGCCAGCGCAGCGGAUCCCGCGAGCUCCGCCGCGGCGGCUCUGCCAGCGCCGAGCCCAGGGCCGGCCACAAGGCCGGCAGCCCCACGGCGCGGAGAGACGCCGGCCUGCCGCGGGUCUCCUCGUAUCUCCGUGCCGAGGCGGGACUGCGGGCGGCCGAGCGGGGCGCGGCGGCAGAGGCGCUGCCGAAGAGCCCGGGGCGUGCCAAGAGCAGCCCGGCCCGGAGGCCGCAGCGGGGCCCUGAGGCGGCAGGUGCUGCCGAAGAGAUAGAAGUCCUGGAGCUGGGGAAGGAGGAGGCGGCCGCCGCUCUGUCUUUGCCUCCCUCGCCGCUGCAGGCAGCCGAAUCGACCGCUCCCGACGCGGAGCCUACGGGGGAGGAGUGCAGCUGGGCCGGCCUCUUCUCCUUCCAAGACUUGCGGGCUGUGCACCAGCAGCUGUGCUCGGUGAACUCGGAGCUGGAGCCCUACCUGCCUGCCUUCCCCGAGGAGCCCUCGGGCAUGUGGACGGUGCUCUUCGGAGCUCCAGAGCUAUCCGAGCAGGAGAUGGACGCUCUCUGCUACAAACUGCAGGUUUACUUGGUCCACAGCUUGGAUACCUGCGGAUGGAAGAUCCUUUCUCAGGUGCUCUUCACCGAGACUGACGACCCUGAAGAGUAUUAUGAGAGCCUGAGUGAGCUGCGACAGAAGGGAUAUGAGGAGGUGCUGCAGCGGGCCCGCAAGAGAAUCCAAGAGCUUCUGGAAAAACAUAAGAACACAGAAAGCAUGGUAGAACUGCUUGAACUCUAUCAAAUGGAAGAUGAAGCUUACAGUAAUCUUGCAGAAGCUACCACGGAGCUUUACCAGUACUUGCUACAGCCUUUCCGAGAUAUGAGGGAACUUGCAAUGCUUAGAAGACAGCAGAUAAAGAUCUCUAUAGACAAUGACUACCUAGGCCCCAGAAGAAUUGAGAGUCUGCAAAAAGAAGAUGCUGAUUGGCAGAGAAAAGCCCACAUGGCCGUGCUUUCUAUUCAAGAUCUUACCGUUAAAUACUUUGAAAUAACAGCUAAAACCCAGAAAGCUGUGUAUGAUCGAAUGCGAGCAGACCAGAAAAAAUUUGGUAAGGCAGCAUGGGCAGCAGCAGUGGAACGUAUGGAAAAGCUUCAGUAUGCAGUUUCUAAGGAGACUUUGCAGUUGAUGCGGGCUAAAGAAAUCUGUUUGGAGCAGAAGAAACAUGCACUGAAAGAGGAGAUGCAGAGCCUGAAAGGUGGUACAGAAGCCAUAGCCCAUUUGGACCAGUUAGAAGCUGAUUAUUACGAUCUACAGCUUCAAUUAUAUGAAGUACAGUUUGAGAUCUUGAAAUGUGAAGAGCUGCUGCUGACAGCACAACUUGAAAGCAUAAGAAGACUGAUGUCAGAGAAGAGAGAUGAAGUAGUAUAUUAUGACACUUACGAAAGUAUGGAAGCCAUGCUUGAAAAGGAAGAUACAGCAACAUCUAUACACUUGCAAAAAGAGGAGCUGCAAAAGUUACAACAAAAAAUCCGCCAGCUCGAAGCAAGGCGUGGACGUAUUUCAGCCAAGAAAGCCUACCUCAGAAAUAAGAAGGAGAUCUGUAUUGCAAAGCAUAAUGAAAAGAUACAACAGCGUCAUCAGAGUGAAGAGGAACACAAAAUGCACCAUACUGUUCAGCUAAAGCGAGAUCAGUUACAAGAUGAAGAGGAACGAAAAAGCUCCUGGGUUAGUCAGGAACGACAGAAAACACUAGACAGACUUCGCACAUUUAAACAGCGGUACCCUGGACAAGUAAUACUGAAAUCAACCAGACUACGGCUGGCUCAUGCAAGAAGAAAAUGUGCAGCUGCCUCAGUGUCUUGUGUUGAUGAGCCUCAAUCUUUGCCAGCAACCAUAGAAACCCAUGAGAAGAGCAAGGAGGUGGAAUUGGAAAAUGUAGCUCAGCCUUUGCAAGUGCAGGAAUCCACAAGCUUAGAACAAGUUCAAGAUCUUUUGUUACCUCCCAAUGGUGUUACCUCUGAACUGACUCAUGUUAGCGCUUCUCCUCUCACCAAUAAUGAGCUUCAACCAGAGACUGUAUCUGUAGCACCGCUUCCACCCCCUUUGCCUCCUCCUCCUCCACCUCCACCUUUGCCCUCCAAGGAAGAUGCCACCAAAUCCUUAGAGAAGAGUGACAGCUUUGUUAAACGUCAGAGUGUGGAGAAGGCAGUCCAGCACUCUUCUGGUGUCCCACCAGCACAUCUGUUUGACAGCAGUCAGCUAGUCAGUGCCAAGAAGAAGCUUAAGAAGACUGGUGAUCUAGAGGGUUUACAGAGAAGGAGAGUGAGUUCCCCGAUGGAUGAAGUGCUGGCUUCCUUGAAACGUGGCAGCUUUCACUUAAGAAAAGUUGAGCAGAGAAGUCUCCCUCCUUUCCCUGAUGAAGAUGAUAGCAAUAACAUCUUGGCACAGAUCAGGAAAGGGGUGAAACUGAAGAAAGUGCAGAAAGAUGUUUUGAGAGAAUCCUUUACAAUUCUGCCUGAUACUGACCCUCUGACAAGGAGCAUCCAUGAAGCAUUGCGACGAAUUAAGGAAGCAUCACCUGAAUCAGAGGACGAAGAUGAGAAUUUACCUUGCACAGACUGGGAAAAUUAACCUGUGACUUACAGCCGCUGACUUGAGGAAAGAAACUGCAGUGGAAGAAUACUUUUCCUCUUCAUUUCUGAAAACUCAGAGCCAGCAGUUAUGACCAUCAAUUGCACAGGAGGCUUUCUAUGGCAAGGAAAUAGUCUUUCUUUGACAAAAGAUUCAAUGUAUGGAAAAAAUGGCCUGAUAUGUUAAUUUGGGGAUCACUUUUUUUCUUUAAUUUGUUCAAAAAAAAUUAUAGUUUGGGCAGAGAGCUAAAUUGUUUAGAUACGCAUUUUAUAUAAUCAAGAAUGCCCGAUUCUUAAGCACUUUUUAUAUUUGUGUUAGUAGUGUGUGGCCAGUUAAGUGAGGGGGGCAUUUUGAGCUGGGAGAAUACUUGCUGUCAGAGUAACUUUGGGAUUUGUCCGAGCCAUGAAACCAGCUAUAAAAUGUCCCCUUUACUGCACUGAAUAUAUCAUCUGCUUGAAAAUCCAACUAAAUAGCUGCUUGCAGAGAAGCUUGCUGGGUAGCAGUGUGAUACUCAGGAAAGUGCAGAAUUCCUAGUUGCACUACGGUAGCUGAAAUUCAGUAUCACGCAACGAAGAUGUUUUUUCUUCUUAGUUUGAAUAAGUGUAUGUCAGCAUGGAAAGUAAGAGGUGACCACAGCACAGUAAGAGUUGAAUUCAGUACGUAUUCAAGAACGUGUUUGCUUCUAGCAUGGUACAUAGUAAGACAUACUGCAGCAGCUUUUUAGAAGGUCAUUUGUAGUCUGACACCUUUUUAAAGUAGACAUUUUCAUGCUUUUAAAAAAUAAUAUUUAGCUACGCUGAACUGAGUUAGUUAUACUUUUAUCAUUUAUUGUAAGAAGCAAUAUUUUGUAAUUUCAUACUUAAAAUUCUUUUUCUCUUUUUGUUUAAAAUAGAUUUUGAUUAUGCUAAGCAGCCUUCUUUGGAAAAGAUAAAAUCAUUUAAACAUGCUGAUAAUUCAGCAGCCGUGAAAACCGUGGUUCUCUUGCUGGUUUUCAUUGUUCCCUUUAGUGGCUGCAAAAAUGUUUGUAUUUUGUACCCAAAAGCCUACUGGCUGUGGGGGAGCGAAAAAAAAAUAGUUCCCUUUGAUCUUGACUCAUUUUUUAAAGGAGAAUUACAAUUUCCUCUGCCAUGAAUACUUAGAAAUAAUCCUAAACUUCAUGACUAAUGGCUGCAGGCAGCUACUCUUAUACCACAGUUCUAAGAGGUAUGUCAGUAUGGAGAUACAAGUAGCCUUGUACCACCUAGAAACUACAUGUGGUAUUAAAGUUAAAAUUAUAAGAAAACUGAAUUUUCACUAGCAUUUUAUUUUUUACUAGCAUGACAUGCAAUGUGUUUGAGAAACACACAGUCUCUGUCCUUUGUGUAGUGUGGCCCAUUCAGUGCUCCUCUCGUGACAGACAAACUACUAUGGGGAUUUGAUUUUUUAAGUGGAGCUGCUGUCAUGAAUGGAACACAUACUGUGUUAAUGUCUAGAACAGGAGAUUUCAUGUCUUGCCAUUUACUUUUUUAAAGAGGCACGGGAGAACUUACAUUAGCGGUAGGCUACGUAACAUGAAGGAAGCUCAGCUAUUGGAUCCUUCAGUUGUUCUCCUUUGUUCUCCUGAAAUUAAAGCUUUGUCCAACAUCUCAAAAGGAUGUCUCUCUCUUUACCCUUGCUAUCAACACACAUUUUCUUAACCUUGUUGCCUUAUUUAUAAAUAAGUUAGCGAACAUUAAUUUUUCAAAGCACCUGUGAGCAGCAUUACUGUAGGGUUGUAUUGAUUUCGCUGUAUUAGUCAUCAGGUCCGUAUUUUUCUGUCCGGAGAUCAGCUCUGUGAAACACUUGAUACUGGCUUUCCAAGGACAUGACAUCUUCUCACACCGCUUCUCUGAACCCCAGGUCACAUGGUGUGGCUGCAGGCUGUCCAACAUUGUGCUCAUGUAGCAACAAUGGCGAUUUCAAAAUCAGUCAUUUGGCAUUGCCCACACCGUGACCUGUGGUGUAUUUUUUCUCUAUGUUUCCUGUACUUCCACUCACACCACUCAUUAGAACAGAGGAUAUCAAAUAUAUUUUUGACUGUAGCACAAAACAAAGUGAUGUAGAACGGUAAUUCAGAUGAUACAGUUCACCAGAAACUUUAACAGUUUAACAGUGGUGACUGAGCAACAUUUUUGUUCAUUUUUUCCAGCUUUCCAGCCUGCAGUUUUAUUCCUUAGAGUAUGCAUAUGGGACACUAGCAAAAUUCCAAGCUGAGGAAAAAUAGUGUAAUUUUAAAGUAUAGGUGCAGUGAUCCCCUUGGACAACAUUUGUGUCUGCAGUUUAUUAAUGUGUUGUGAUUUAUCUAAAUAGCUCCAUGCUGUACUGUACUACAAUUUUCAGAUUGGUUUGCCACAUGAUCUGUCAUCUUUGCCUUGAAAAAAUGUGUGCAUGAUUGAGAAAAAGUACUGUCCUUAAACUGUUUUAUAUUUAGCUUAAAUCUUAGAUUCCUGUAAUAGCUUAGUUUGUAGAAAUGAAGUUCUCAUAUAAACUUGUAUUUAAUGCGCACACGAAAAACGGUUGUUAUGCAGUUUAUAUCAGUUCAAAACUGCCAUCUUCAAUGUGGAAAAUAAAUGGGUUUUUUUCCAAAUACUGCUAAAAAAAUAAUUGAAAUUCCUGGAUUUUAAUCAUCCAUGAGUCACUAGGUGUCACAGUUUCACAUACUUCUCCACUGUGAACAGGCUAAUGCAUAAAACUUCCCAUCCUCUGUAAUGUGAAAUUUUGCAGUAGGAUGGCUAUAGCAGCAAAUGGGGAAAGUUUAAAACAAACUUAGGGAAAAUUGUGACUGCAUUGAGAUAGGCUCUUCCAUAGCUGAGAAAAGCUGUAGUAAUUAGGUUGAUCUUUGAGAAAUCAUAGCAAGCAUCACUAUGGAAUAAACACACAAACAUAUGCAAGGAAAGAGAGCUUCCAUAAAAAGACAUUUCUGCUUAUUGGUAUUUUUUGUUUGUGGCUGGACUUGGUUGUUGUGGCCACGUUGUUCUGUUGCUAGUCAUUUAGCUUGAGCAGUUUGUCAGCUUUCAGGCUUUUUCCAUUUUUAGAAACUAUUUUUUUUCUCGUUCAAAUUAAAACCGUGUCAGUAUAGUGUAGCUGAUCCAAUGAGGUAAGGAGUUGGAAUGCAAAAUGUUUCUUGUACAACAGCUUAUGUGAGGACUGAAAAAUCUUUUGUGAGUGGAAACAUGAAACUAAAGACUCAAUUUCUACUAAAAGAACCAAAAUGUAAGGUAAACAGCAGUAGUCUUUGGAUCAGAAACAGAGUUUACAUCAAUGUGAAUUUCACGCUCACAUUCACAGAGGUUCCAUAUCCUUUACAAAUGACCAUUAGUCUGAUUUUAUUCACUUUAUUGUGUUCUCGUAUGUUAGUUAAGUUACCUGUCUAGGGUAGAUGAAGGCUCUUUUAUUUUUAUUAAAAUCACUUUUAAGGUUUGGGGUAUUUUAAAUACCUGACACUCUACAUCCUAUACCAGACACCUGUAAAAUAAAUUAGUAUGAUUAUAUAUUGUGUUCUUUUGUGGCUGCAUUGGGGAUAGAAUUCAACAUACUUCACUACAUUAUUUGUAAAGAAUCAUUUUGAGUAUAAGCACUAUAUUCUGUAAUGUUUAAUAUUAAAGUAAUAACAAGUGCAUUAUUGAAGAUGCAACUUAUUGAGAGGGCAGAAACUUUUAUUGGUUAAUGUUACCCUUAUUCUGUUUGUUGCACUGAAUUUCAAGAGUGUAAUUUGUAAAUCGAGUUUGCUCACGUGUGUAAUCAGAUUUUAUUUUCCUUGUAAUGCUUAUGUAAUUAAAUUACCUGGAUGUAUUUCUGGUAAUGAGUCCAUAAGCAAGGACAAUAUGCUGUUAGGUUUAGCACUACAGAAUAACUGUUGAGAACAAGCAAAACUUUUUGCAAAGACAAGCAGUAAACAAGCACCUUACAGGGAGAGUGCGUUGCAUGAUUUCAGUGCUACUGGAGCUGACAGACACUAGGCCAUCCUAAACUUGGGCUGGAAAUUGCUCUUAGGGGUAAUAAGCACAUCAACAUACUGCUAUCAGUGCUGUAACAAGUAUAGCAAUGGCUAUUUUUAACCUAUAGAUAUACUGUAAUUUUUUUCCUACAAAAUAAAUUUAUAUUUAAUGCUGCCUAAUACAUAAAUACCUAAAACCAGAAUUUUUAGGAGGGUCAAGGGUGGGUGGGCAUGCCAUUAUAUUUUUGGGAGGGGCUGUUGUAUAUAGGAUUCUUUGCACUUCCUGUUGACUAUUAAUCCAAAACUCCUGUAUCUGACUGUGGUGAAUCUGCAACCUGACAGUUUCAUGUUUUUGUUGUGGUUCGGGUCAUCUGUGUUCUGUGGCCCAGAGCUUCAGAAUCUGACAGAGAAGGUCAUCUUUCCAUUCGCAAAUGUGAAUGCUCAGAUGUACCUCUGAUGUGGAAAAUGGCCAAGCGGUAAAUUUUACUCUGCUGAGUUGCUAAUAUUAAUGUAGAGUAUAAUUUAAAGCUGGUAUCUAAGGCUGUUAACCAGUUAGCAUGUCCAUUUGGAAUGAGUAAAAAGGAUGAUGGCUGCUUUGGUAAGUAUAGUCCAAACUCCGCAGAGAUUUUAUUCCAGAAACUGUCACCUAUUUGGAAAUUAGAUGGCUGUAGACUGGCUUGAUUUCCAGAUUUAGAAAUGUAUUUUUUAUUUCCAAGUUGGGAAAUAGGUGUUGGGGAUUAGGGAUACGCACUUAACAUCUCCCAGCAUGUUACUAUGGUUGCUAUAUGAAUCAGAUUUCAUCUUAAAUAUAAUCAUAUACAUCAUCAUAAAAUGAACACUUAAAAAAUACAGAUAGAUGCAGGUUGUCUUUGAUGAGUGAAGCUGGUGGAGUUUAAUGCAACUAACUUCUUUGUGAAGCUUGUUGAAUAAAUUGGAAGUAAUCAAAAGACAACAAAUUUGCCAUUCACUAGCUUUGUGCAAUACUGUCGGUAGACUCAAACACUACUAGCAUAUUGUAUUUGGCUUUCAAGAAAGUUCUUUAACUCCAUUAUAUUCAAAAGGAUGUACUAAGUGCAUAUUUUACUGUAAAUGACUCUGCAGAUUUACCAUGCCUAAAACAGCUCAAUGCUAUAAAGUAUUAAGCAACAAGUAUGUUUUUAAAAAGGUAAAAGAACUAAACAAACAUUUCUAGCAAUACCUAAAAGCUAAAAUCAGUUUUAACUGUCUGCUUUUUUGCUCUUUUUUUCUUUAGUGCAGCUUUCCUGCAAUGCAAGUUUCUUGCUGUGUAUUUCAUGUUUUUUAUUAUCAUGACUCAGAAGUUUAAACCUGUACACAAAGUACUGCACUCACCUUCUUGUACGUGCGAUGUAACAUCAUACUCACAGUUUGGUGCUUUAAAAUGAUUCCUUUUUUUUCUUUAUUAAAGGAUAUUUAUUUGA
Colius striatus (speckled mousebird) is the source of this 8186-nucleotide messenger RNA. It is a transcript of the gene JMY, whose product is annotated as junction mediating and regulatory protein, p53 cofactor. The record is from RefSeq and is a predicted model, not a curated record. Gene Ontology annotation, molecular function: Arp2/3 complex binding; transcription coactivator activity; actin binding. The transcript has 11 exons. NCBI's taxonomy places the organism in Eukaryota, Metazoa, Chordata, Aves, Coliiformes, Coliidae. Bases 18 to 2792 code for a protein of 924 amino acids. Gene Ontology annotation, biological process: 'de novo' actin filament nucleation; positive regulation of apoptotic process; intrinsic apoptotic signaling pathway by p53 class mediator. Gene Ontology annotation, cellular component: cytoplasm; nucleus.